AAGCUGAUUCAGUAAGCUGCGACUGCGACCUCCUAAAAAUUCGAAUAAUUUAAAAAACAUCUGAAUGUUUUUACAAUAUUUUUUGAAUAAACGGAACGAUCGAAAUUCUUGAGCUGCUAUGCGAAUGACCGAAAGACGACAUGAAUUGAAAACUGCAAGGUGUCAAUGUGAAACAGGAAUUAUCAAAAUUGGCCAGUUUUCUCAUUUGAGCUAUGGACGAGUCGACGCCGAUAACAACGUACAUAGACUACGAAGAAUUGGAAAGCAAUGUAACAGUUGCGGCUCUGAAAACAACCACUUAUGCACCGGCAACUUCCGUCGGCCUGUGGGGACUUUUGUUCAUAUUCGUCAUAAUAUUCCUCUUCAUUGUCCUGUGUUGCACCUGCAUGGGUCUACUGGUCCUCUUUGGUUGUGUAAAGUCCUUUCUUUGUUUUCGGUGUCGACGUCGAGAUGAGCAAUAAAUGAACGGAGAUCAUUGAAUAAUCCUAAGUUUCUACAAAAUUCUACUGAGAAAAUCAUAUAUCAUUUGUGUAAAUUUAGCAUCUAUUAUAUGUCUAUUAAACGUUAUUUAUUUUAUA
This is a messenger RNA of Drosophila takahashii, 578 nucleotides long. RefSeq lists its product as uncharacterized. The record is from RefSeq and is a predicted model, not a curated record. NCBI's taxonomy places the organism in Eukaryota, Metazoa, Arthropoda, Insecta, Diptera, Drosophilidae.